GCUGACAUAUUUCGACGUCGUCUCUCGACGACUACACAUCGUGUUCUGGGAAGUGUGAAGAGAGAAGUUGGGGCGCCGCGGAGCUGACACAGGUUCAGAUCCCCGGGCCCAAAGUUUCUUCUACUUUCACGAGAGUUUUCAAGACACAUCAUACGUGACUUCACAAUGAUGAAGUUGGCGGUGUUGGUCUCGAGUCUUCUGCUAGCCGCCUUGAUCGGUGGGACAAAUGGACAAUCCUGUCCAUCUGGCUGGAGCGCCCACGGUGCGAGAUGCUAUAAAGCCUUCAUCAUCACCCCAUCUCCACUCACACCUCCACUUACAUUCCACCAAGCGCAAGCAGAGUGCGAAUCUUAUAAUGCCAGGUUAGCACAACCAAAAGACCAAGGGAUCAACGACUUCAUUGUGGGAUUGCGGAACGCCGGCAACGACCAGUAUGCCGCCUGGAUUGGGAUCACAGAUGAAGUAGAAGGAGACCACAGGUUUCUAGAUGGGGAACCAGUGUCAGUCUACGACGACUGGGCACAAGAUGAACCCAACGAUGCGCCCGGUGAUGCAGACUGUGUUCGCAUCGAGGCCAACCUGGUUACUUCACCUGAGUUUGCAAAUCAGUGGAGGGAUUAUCCAUGUGACAGCCCUUCGAUUGCCUACAUCUGUGAAACACUUGAUCCGUGCGAGGUAGGCAAGGGCCAGUGCACUGCGGCUGGGGAUCCACACAUCACCACGUUAGACAACCAGCGUUAUGACUUCCAGGGUCUGUGCAGGUACCAACUUGCCGGGGACUGUGCAGGCUCCGACUUUACAGUGGAAGUUCAACACCAACCAUAUGGCAGCAGGCCGGGAUUUUCAACGGUCAAGGAAGUCUACGUCAUAGCAUUCGGCAUCGAAAUUGGAAUUCUUCAAGGCAAAGAAUUUAGGGUAGACGGAGUGACCACAACGCUUCCUUACUUUGAAAUAAACGGCAGGAUUGAGGCCCACCUCACCGGCAAUGAUGUUCGAGUUACGUUGACAGAUUUCUGCGUGGAUGUAUACUUCGACGGCAACGACAUAGUUAGGGUUUCGGUUCCAACUACUUACAUGGAUAACAUGUGUGGUCUGUGCGCUGACUUUGACGGUGACCCCUCUAAUGACCUGAACGGACAAAGCGGGACCGUUUACGGGAAUGCACAGUUGAUCGAUAUCUCUACUUGUCCUGGAGGUGACAUAGGCCCGACGGAUGACCCUGUGGUUGACUGUGACCCGGCAUUGGAGAAUCUGACGUCGUCGGAAAACCAUUGCGGGAUGAUCACAGAUCCGGGCGGCCCGUUUGCUAUUUGCCACUUGGUUGUAGCUCCUGAGGCUUUCUUCGAUAACUGCGUCUAUGACGUGUGUGCAUCGGAUGGAGACGGGCUGUGCCAGAGCCUGGCGGCAUAUGCCGACGAAUGUGUGGCACAGGGCGUGGCAGCCGGAACCCUGGAUUGGCGAACUGCGGAAUUUUGUCCCUUGCCGUGCCCAGCAAACAGCGUGUACAGUAACUGCAUGACCCCCUGCCCUCCGACCUGCGCGGAUCAAUCCGCCACCUGUGACGCUGACUGUGUACCAGGCUGCGAGUGUAUUGAAGACCACGUGAUGAGUGGACUUAACUGUGUGCCGGUAAACCUGUGCGGAUGCAUCGACGAUAACGGUCAAUAUUAUGAGCUCGGAGAUCAGUGGGGCACACCAGAUGGUAAUCAAUGUGACUGCACACUGGGAGGGAUCAUCGUGUGUGAGGCAGUGAACUGUGAUGAAGAUGGAGGUUACAGCUGGACUCUUGUGGAUGGAGAAUACGGAUGCAAUUGCGUAGGGUCCUGUUGUGAUAGAGCAAUCUGCAAGGCAUACGGAGAUCCAAACGUCUGUACCCCGGACGGACAACUUCACCAUUUCCAAGGCCCGUGCAGAUACACAUUCGCAAAGGACUGCGUAGGCAACGACUUCACCGUCGAUGUCCAACACGUCCCCGUGGAUGAAUCAUCAAUAACAGCUGUCCGUAAAGUGUGGGUGAUUGUAACCAUUAACGGGUUUACGUGGACAAUCUGCAUUGAAGAAGGCAAAGUUAUAAAGGUGAACGGAGAGAUCGCCCAUGUUCCCAUUAGCCUAGAUAGUGGCGCCAUCGAUAUCAAACUGACCGGCAGGUAUGUCCGAGUGGAGCUGGUGGACUUGUGCGUGGUCGUUCUCUUCGAUGGAACCCACCAAAUCAAAGUGGAGAUUCCGAGUAACUACCAGGAUAAGCUGUGUGGCCUGUGUGGUAACUACAACGGCAUACCGGGCGAUGACUUUGAGAAGCCGGAUGGAACUCAGGCCGCAAACUGGAACGAAUUCGGGAAUAGCUGGCUGACCGACGCUGAAACUUGUAAUGGAGACUCUCCGACUGGUCAACCGACGAUCCAAGUAACGUGUGCCCAUUCGGACCCGUGUGAUGUGCUUAUAGAUCAGAGCGGUCCGUUUGCCUCCUGCCAUGGUACUGUAGAUCCCCAGCCCUACUGGGAGGCCUGCGUCAAUGACAUGUGUGAAACGGGUGGAGAGUGCUAUUGCAGCGGCUUGGAGGCUUAUUACGACGCUUGUAGUGUCGCAGGCGUGCCUCCUUUCAGUUGGCGGGCUUCGACGAAUUGCGGUAUGGAUUGUCCAGCAGGCAGCACGUACUCUGAUUGCACAAGCCCCUGCCCUGCAACAUGUGUGAACCCCGCCGCCCCAGACGACUGUGACCUUCCCUGUGUUGAAGGCUGUGAGUGCGAUGCAGGCUACUUGCAAAGUGGGUUGACAUGUGUACCAGAAGCCACAGACUGUGGUUGCAUCGACGUUAAUGAGAACUACUAUCCGCUUUAUACAGAAUGGGGAACAGAAGACGGACAAGAAUGUGACUGCGGAUUGCCGUUUGGCCCGGGGUUCCCAUGGAUCACCUGUACAUAUGUGACCUGCGAUGAAGCCGGCGGCUACUUCUGGACUCUCGAGGAUGGAACAUGGGGAUGUAACUGCGUCUGGUUCAGUUGUGAUAAUAAUGCAGGCUGUGAACAUACUUGCACGGACAUAGAGGGGACGAGCUUUAUUUGUUCCUGUGAUGUUGGCUACGACCUAAAUGCCGACGGGCUAUCUUGUGACGAUGUGAACGAAUGUGACACUGAUAAUGGUGGCUGUGACCAGAAUUGCCAUAACACAGACGGGAGUUACUACUGUACAUGUGAUGCUGGCUAUACCCUGAAUGCCGAUGACCAUUCGUGUGACGAUGUGGACGAAUGUGCCAAUGGGAAUGGUGGAUGCGAACAUACCUGCAAUAACAUAGCCGGGAGUUACCACUGUACCUGUGAUGAUGGCUACGCCCUAAAUGACAAUGAGCAUACGUGUGACGAUGUGGACGAAUGUGCCACUGAUAAUGGUGGCUGUGACCAGAAUUGCCAUAACACAGACGGGAGUUACUCCUGUUCCUGUGAUGCUGGCUACACCCUGAAUGAGGAUGGGCAUUCGUGUGACGAUGACGAUGAAUGUGCGGACGGUACGGAUAACUGUCACGAUGACGCAACCUGUACUAACGAACCCGGCUCGUUCACCUGUAGCUGUAACAACGGUUACAGCGGGGACGGAGUCGACUGUGAUGAUAAUGAUGAAUGUACUGAUGGUACGGACAACUGCAACGAUGACGCAACCUGUACUAACACAAUCGGCUCAUUCACCUGUAACUGUAACACCGGUUACACAGGGGAUGGAGUCACCUGUACUGAUGACGAUGAAUGUACUGAUGGCACGGACAACUGUGACGAUGACGCAACCUGUACUAACACACCCGGCUCGUUCACCUGUACUUGUAACAGCGGUUACAGCGGGGACGGAGUCACGUGUGAUGAUAACGAUGAAUGUACUGAUGGUACGGACAACUGCCACGAGGACGCAACCUGUAGUAACGAACCCGGCUCGUUCUCAUGUACCUGUAACAACGGUUACAGCGGAGACGGAGUCGACUGUGAUGAUAAUGAUGAAUGUACUGAUGGUACGGACAACUGCCACGAAGACGCAACCUGUACUAACGAACCUGGCUCGUUCUCAUGUACCUGUAACAACGGUUACAGCGGGGACGGAGUCACCUGUGAUGAUGACGAUGAAUGUACUGAUGGUACGGACAACUGUGACGAUGACGCAACCUGUACUAACACACCCGGCUCGUUCACAUGUACCUGUAACAACGGUUACAGCGGAGACGGAGUCACCUGUACUGAUGACGAUGAAUGUACUGAUGGUACAGACAACUGCCACGAAGACGCAACCUGUACUAACGAACCCGGCUCGUUCACCUGUAGCUGUAACAACGGUUACAGCGGGGACGGAGUCACCUGUACUGAUGACGACGAAUGUACUGAUGGUACGGACAACUGCGACGAUGACGCAACCUGUACUAACACACCCGGCUCAUUCACCUGUAGCUGUAACAGCGGUUACAGCGGAGACGGAGUCACCUGUACUGAUGACGAUGAAUGUACUGGUGGUACGGACAACUGCCACGAUGACGCAACCUGUACUAACGAACCCGGCUCGUUCUCCUGUACCUGUAACAACGGUUACAGCGGGGACGGGGUCACCUGUACUGAUGACGAUGAAUGUACCGAUGGUACGGACAACUGCCACGAAGACGCGACCUGUACUAACACACCUGGCUCAUUCACCUGUACCUGUAACAGCGGUUACAGCGGGGACGGAGUCACCUGUUCUGAUGACGAUGAAUGUACCGAUGGUACGGACAACUGCCACGAAGACGCAACCUGUACUAACGAACCCGGCUCGUUCUCAUGUACCUGUAACAGCGGUUACAGCGGAGACGGAGUUACCUGUACUGAUGACGAUGAAUGUUCUGAUGGUACGGACAACUGCGACGAUGACGCAACCUGUACCAAUACACCCGGCUCGUUCACCUGUAGCUGUAACAGCGGUUACAGCGGGGACGGAGUCACCUGUACUGAUGACGAUGAAUGUACUGAUGGUACGGACAACUGCCACGCAGACGCAACCUGUACUAACGAACCCGGCUCAUUCACCUGUAGCUGUAACAGCGGUUACAGUGGGGACGGAGUCACCUGUACUGACGACGAUGAAUGUACUGAUGGUACGGACAACUGCCACGAGGACGCAACCUGUACUAACACACCUGGCUCAUUCACCUGUAGCUGUAACAACGGUUAUAGCGGAGACGGAGUCACCUGUACUGAUGACGAUGAAUGUACUGAUGGCACUGACAACUGCGACGAUGACGCAACCUGUACUAACGAACCCGGCUCGUUCACCUGUAGCUGUAACAGCGGAUACAGCGGGGACGGAGUCACCUGUGAUGAUGACGAUGAAUGUACUGAUGGUACGGACAACUGCCACGAGGACGCAACCUGUGCUAACGAACCCGGCUCGUUCACCUGUAGCUGUAACAACGGUUACAGCGGGGACGGAGUCGACUGUGAUGAUAAUGAUGAAUGUACUGAUGGUACGGACAACUGCGACGAGGACGCAACCUGUACUAACACACCCGGCUCGUUCACCUGUAGCUGUAACAGCGGUUACAGCGGAGACGGAGUCACCUGUGAUGAUGACGAUGAAUGUACUGAUGGCACGGACAACUGCCACGAAGACGCAACCUGUACUAACGAACCCGGCUCGUUCACCUGUACUUGUAACAAUGGUUACAGUGGAGACGGAGUCACCUGUACUGAUGACAAUGAAUGUACUGAUGGUACGGACAACUGUGACGAUGACGCAACCUGUACUAACACACCCGGCUCGUUCACCUGUACCUGUAACAACGGUUACAGUGGGGACGGAGUCACCUGUACUGACACCGAUGGGUGCAGUCCCGAUCCGUGCGUUUCAAUAGCUACUUGUACCGACAAUGUGGCUCCCGCGACUGGUGCAGUCUGCACUUGUCCGGCAGGGUAUCACGGUGAUGGAAAAGUUCAUGGGACCGGAUGUACAGACAUCCCCGGGUGCGAUCCGAAUCCGUGCGUUUACAUCGCUACCUGCGUAGAUAUUCCUGCCCCAGGGACCGGUGCAGUUUGUGUCUGCCCGUCUGGAUAUGAGGGCGAUGGAACAAUGGGUGGAACCGGGUGUACAGAAAUCGAUGGAUGCGAUCCCGACCCGUGCGAUGUCAAUGCACAGUGUACAGAUAUUCCAGCUCCUGGGACCGGUGCCGACUGUACGUGUAACAAUGGAUAUUCGGGAGAUGGAGUCACAUGUACAGAUGACGAUGAAUGUACUGAAGGUACGGACAACUGCGACGAUGACGCAACCUGUACUAACACAGCCGGCUCGUUCACCUGUACCUGUAACAGCGGUUACAGCGGAGACGGAGUCACCUGUACUGAUGACGAUGAAUGUACUGAUGGUACCGACAACUGCGACGAUGACGCAACCUGUACUAACGAACCCGGUUCGUUCACCUGUACCUGUAACAACGGUUACAGCGGGGACGGAGUCACCUGUACUGAUGACGAUGAAUGUACUGAUGGUACGGACAACUGCGACGAUGACGCAACCUGUACUAACGAACCCGGCUCGUUCACCUGUACCUGUAACAACGGUUACAGUGGGGACGGAGUCACAUGUACUGAUGAUGAUGAAUGUACUGAUGGUACGGACAACUGCCACGAUGACGCAACCUGUACCAACGAACCCGGCUCGUUCACCUGUACCUGUAACAACGGUUACAGCGGGGACGGAGUUACCUGCACUGAUGAUGAUGAAUGUACUGAUGGUACAGACAACUGUGACGAUGACGCAACCUGUACUAACGAACCUGGCUCGUUCACAUGUACCUGUAACAACGGUUACAGCGGAGACGGAGUCACCUGUGAUGAUGACGAUGAAUGUACUGAUGGUACGGACAACUGUCACGACGACGCAACCUGUACUAACGAACCCGGCUCGUUCACCUGUACUUGUAACAACGGUUACAGUGGGGACGGAGUUACCUGUACUGAUGACGAUGAAUGUACUGAUGGUACGGACAACUGUCACGAUGACGCAACCUGUACUAACGAACCCGGCUCGUUCUCCUGCACCUGUAACAACGGUUACAGCGGGGACGGGGUCACCUGUACUGAUGACGAUGAAUGUACUGAUGGUACGGACAACUGCCACGAUGACGCAACCUGUACUAACGAACCCGGCUCGUUCACCUGUACUUGUAACAGUGGUUACACCGGAGACGGAGUCACUUGUACUGAUGACGAUGAAUGUACUGAUGGUACGGACAACUGUCACGAGGACGCAACCUGUACUAACGAACCCGGCUCGUUCACCUGUACCUGUAACAAUGGUUACAGCGGGGAUGGAGUCACUUGUACUGAUGACGAUGAAUGUACUGAUGGUACCGACAACUGCGACGAUGACGCAACCUGUAGUAACGAACCCGGCUCGUUCUCCUGUACCUGUAACAACGGUUACAGCGGAGACGGAGUCGACUGUGAUGAUGACGAUGAAUGUGCGGAUGGUACGGACAACUGCGACGAGAACGCAACCUGUAAUAACACACCCGGCGGGUUUACCUGUACCUGUAAUACCGGUUACAGUGGAGACGGAGUCACCUGUACUGACACCGAUGGGUGCAGUCCCGAUCCGUGCGUUUCAAUAGCUACUUGUACCGACAAUGUGGCUCCCGCGACUGGUGGAGUCUGCACCUGUCCGGCAGGAUAUCACGGUGAUGGAAAAGUUCAUGGGACCGGAUGUACAGAUAUCCCCGGGUGCGAUCCGAAUCCGUGCGUUUACAUCGCUACCUGCGAAGAUGUUCCUGCCCCAGGGACCGGUGCAGUUUGUGUCUGCCCGUCUGGAUAUGAGGGCGAUGGAACAAUGGGUGGGACCGGGUGUACAGAAAUUGAUGGAUGCGAUCCCGACCCGUGCGAUGUCAAUGCACAGUGUACAGAUAUUCCAGCUCCUGGGACCGGUGCCGACUGUACGUGUAACAAUGGAUAUUCGGGAGAUGGAGUCACGUGUACAGACAACGAUGAAUGUACUGAUGGUACGGACAACUGCCACGAAGACGCAACCUGUACUAACGAACCCGGCUCGUUCACCUGUAGCUGUAACAGUGGUUACAGUGGGGACGGAGUCACAUGUACUGAUGAUGAUGAAUGUACUGAUGGUACGGACAACUGCCACGCAGACGCAACCUGUACCAACACACCCGGCUCAUUCAGCUGUAGCUGUAACAACGGUUACAGCGGGGACGGAGUCACUUGUACUGAUGACGAUGAAUGUACUGAUGGUACGGACAACUGCCACGAAGACGCAACCUGUACUAACACCCUCGGCUCAUUCAGCUGUAGCUGUAACAACGGUUACAGCGGGGACGGAGUUACCUGUACUGAUGACGAUGAAUGUUCGGAUGGUACGGACAACUGCGACGAGAACGCAACCUGUACAAACACACCUGGCUCGUUCACUUGUACCUGUAACAACGGUUACAGCGGGGACGGAGUCACCUGUACUGAUGAUGAUGAAUGUACCGAUGGUACGGACAACUGCCACGAUGACGCAACAUGUACUAACACACCCGGCUCGUUCUCAUGUAGCUGUAACAACGGUUACAGCGGGGACGGAGUCGACUGUACUGAUGACGAUGAAUGUGCGGAUGGUACGGACAACUGCGACGAGAACGCAACCUGUGCUAACGAACCCGGCUCGUUCACCUGUAGCUGUAACAAUGGUUACAGUGGUGACGGGGUCACCUGCACUGAUGAUGAUGAAUGUACUGAUGGUACGGACAACUGCCACGAAGACGCAACCUGUACUAACACACCUGGCUCGUUCACCUGUACCUGUAACAAUGGUUACAGCGGAGACGGAGUCACCUGUACUGAUGACGAUGAAUGUACUGAUGGUACGGACAACUGCCACGAGGACGCAACAUGUACUAACGAACCCGGCUCGUUCUCCUGUACUUGUAACAGUGGUUACAGCGGGGACGGAGUCACCUGUACUGACGUGGACGAAUGUGAAUAUGCAAAUGGCCAUUGUGAACAGAACUGCACGAAUACAGUCGGGAGUUUCUACUGCUCCUGUGAUGAUGGUUACGUCCUAAAUGACGACGGGCUAUCGUGUGACGAUGUGGACGAAUGUGCCUUUGAAAAUGGUGGCUGUGAACAGUUUUGCAAUAACACAGACGGGAGUUACUACUGUUCCUGUGAUGAUGGAUAUAUCCUGAAUGACGACGGUGUAUCAUGUGACGAUGAUUGCAGCAGCAGUGGCUCUAGUGAAAGCAGCGACUCUGAUAGCAGCAGUGGCUCCAGUGGAGGUGGCAGUAGCUCUGGAUGUCGCAGUGGCUCCAGUAGCAGUGGCUCCAGUAGCAGUGGCUCCAGUAGCAGCGGUGGCUCCGGUGGCAGCAGUGGCUCUGGUGGCAGCAGUGGCUCCGGUGGCAGCAGUGGAUCCGGUGGCAGCAGUGGAUCCGGUGGCAGCAGUGGAUCCGGUGGCAGCAGUGGAUCCAGUGGCUCCGGUGGAUCCGACGGCGAUUGUGUGUCAUUCUGCCAUUCUGUCUGUACUUCAGUUUGUUAUAAUGACUAUUAUUGUGUCCCCUAAAGACCAGCUUUGAUCAAUUAUCUACGGUUUGAUCGAAUUCAGCUGAACUACUUUGUGACACGUAAAAUAAGAACUCUGCUUCGUCUACAAUUAACAUCACUAUAAUUGUAGGUAAGGACCAGAGGGAUUCAAUAUUGAAAGAAGCUAAUAUGAUAUGAAAAGCAGUAAAACGACUAAAAAUAAAUCUGGCGUACAUCUUACUAUCAAUAACGUCAUCUACGCCAGUUUCUCAACGAUUUGGAAACCCGCCGUUCUUUUUUCAAUAAGAAAGUUUUUUUACAAAAACGUCCCUGCAAUUCCAAAACAAGUGGCUAGGAGGUUCAAACCUAUACCACUUCUUUCUGAAAGCUUUCUGUCAGCAUGCCCUGGACAAGAAACAAAAAGCUGAAGGUCUGCUUAAGUUCCAAAGAAAGUCGCCAGGACGCCCCUAAUCGAUCUUGACCUUUGUCUUCCCACGAAACAUACCAAAUAUUAACUCAAUCCAUUCUGACCUUCUUAAGUUUUCCUGAACACAAAUAUGUGAUUUCAAACACAAUUAGACACAUUAAAUCCCUGCAAAGCUACCACUGUUUAUGGAGGUAAAAACACCUCGUUUUGCACGGAGCUCUGGAGGUUAUAAAGAACGGCAAAUCAGUUAUUGAUCUGGACUUAACUUAUCCUGACAAAUGAAAAGAAAAACCCAAAUUUCAUGGAGGUAAUAUCACAUCGAUGUUUUACGAAGGUGAUAAACACUACACUUGCAAUUAUUGAAUUGACCUGGGCUUAAUAUAAGAUUGUAUUUAAAGUAGAUGCAUACGGAAUAGAUUUCAGAUAGAUGUGUUGAUACUUAUAAUUAUUCAAAUAGGUUAACAUAUUACAUCACAACGUAACGAAGAAUGUAGGACUUAUGGUCAAGAGGACGUAAAGUAAUAUUGAUUAGUAAUGUCAUUUAUGGUGAGUACUUCGUUAUAAUUAGGAAGUUUUCGUCAGCAGUUUAUUUUAAGAAGCUAUGACUUAUCUUAUGAUGAAGGUUACUUAUAUUGAAUAUUGAUUAGUAAAAUUAUAUAUAUCCGGUACUUCAUUAUCAGUGAGACAUUCCUCACAGCAGUCGAAUUCUUUGAAAAAAAAUUAGGACAUAUGGUCAAGAAUACUUUAAACAAUAUUAAUAUUCAUUAGUAAUAUCAUCUUUAUCCUGUACUUCAUUACAAUUGAGUUCUCAUCAGCAGUUCAUCAAUUCAAGAAGCAAUGACUUAUGUUAUGAUGGAGAAAAUUGACUAGUAAGCCCUAUAUCCAAUACUUUAUUAUCUAUAGGACGUUCAAGAAGUAGGGCUUAUAGAUAUCAGGUGCAAAUCUAUCUUCUCUUACGCUUGAAGUUAAUAUGGUCACUGUAAACCUUUGUGCUCAACUAACAAUGUACUCACUCAACCCGUAGAGGUGCAAAGUAAGGGGUUUUGAACAGGCAAACACCAACAAUUGUUGUGGAACCCACAAACCUCAAAGUCAAUGAUAACAUCGUUUAAGAAAGACCAUCUCACAUUUGCCAAGAGAGUACUCAUGAUCCAUACCAUCCAUUCCCUUAGAAGCUAACCAUGAUUUGCAAAUCAACAUAGCACAGAUUGCAUAGACUGACUUUGCUGUCAUAUUGUUGGUGCUUACACCGGUAGACAUGUUGCGCUUUAACAGUAACCUAUAUCCAGUAAGAACAUCGCACCUUUAUGACCAUACAUGUAACCAAGAAACCAUAAUAUUAUAACCAAGAAAUCAUAAUCAUGUAGCCAAGAAAUUAUAAUAAUGUAACCAAGACGGAAUCAUAAUCAUGUAGCCAAGAAAUUAUCAUAAUGUAACCAAGAAACAAUGCUAUUGUAAUCAAGAACGAAUGGAACCAAGAAAGCAUAUAUAGAUAAGCAAGUAACGUGCAAUAAAUAGUGAUAGAAAAAUA
Messenger RNA from Branchiostoma floridae (Florida lancelet), 11470 nucleotides. RefSeq names its product fibrillin-3-like. The transcript has 66 exons. The coding region runs from base 166 to 9552 and encodes 3128 amino acids. Gene Ontology annotation, molecular function: calcium ion binding; protein binding. Lineage: Eukaryota; Metazoa; Chordata; Leptocardii; Amphioxiformes; Branchiostomatidae. The record is from RefSeq and is a predicted model, not a curated record.